Harpia harpyja (harpy eagle) is the source of this 4753-nucleotide messenger RNA. It is a transcript of the gene NTN4, whose product is annotated as netrin 4. Gene Ontology annotation, biological process: cell migration; substrate adhesion-dependent cell spreading; basement membrane assembly. The transcript has 10 exons. Gene Ontology annotation, molecular function: protein binding. Gene Ontology annotation, cellular component: laminin trimer. The coding region runs from base 74 to 2098 and encodes 674 amino acids. The record is from RefSeq and is a predicted model, not a curated record. NCBI's taxonomy places the organism in Eukaryota, Metazoa, Chordata, Aves, Accipitriformes, Accipitridae.
CCGCCGCGCCCCACGCCGCCGCCGCCCCCCGUUUCCACGGCGGGGGCCGGUCGGCGCCGCGGGGCGCUCGGUCAUGGGGCGCGGGAUGCGGUUGGCGUCGGUGCUGGUGCUGCUGGUGGGUGCUGCUGGUGCAGGUCUGGGCAGCGCGGUGGGAACGGGCAGCCCCUGCGAAAAAGCCUGCAACCCUCGGAUGGGCAACCUGGCACACGGGCGGGCGCUGCGGACGGAGACGGCCUGCGGGCGCCAUGCCGCCGAACUCUUCUGCGCCUACACCGAGGACGCCCAACGCCGCUGCAAGCUCCCCACCUGCGGCCGGUGCAGCGGGGCCCACGCGGGGCUGGCUCACCCCCCGGCAGCCAUGGCCGAUUCCCCCUUUCGCCUGCCCCGCACCUGGUGGCAGUCGGCCCGGGAUGCCUCUCGCGAGACCAUCCAGCUGGACCUGGAAGCCACCUUCUACUUCACUCACUUGAUUUUGGUCUUCAAGUCGCCCAGGCCGGCCGCCAUGGUGCUGGAGCGCUCCCAGGACUUCGGCGAGACGUGGAAGCCUUACAAAUACUUUGCUGCUAACUGCUCGGCCACCUUCGGGCUGGAGGAUGACGUGAGUCAGAGAGGAGCCAUUUGCACUUCCAGAUAUUCCAGUCCCUUCCCCUGCACUGGAGGAGAGGUGAUAUACCGAGCCCUGUCACCGCCUUACGCCGCAGAGGACCCGUACAGCGCCGAAGCCCAGGCGCAGCUGAAGAUCACCAACCUGCGGGUUCGGCUGCUGGAGCGGCAGGGUUGCCCCUGCCUCCCGGCCGUCCCGACCCCCCGGUCCCCGCAGCCCCCGUCGCCCCUGCACUACGCCAUCUACGACUUCAUCGUGAAGGGCAGCUGCUUCUGCAACGGCCACGCUGACCACUGCGUCCCCGUCGCCGGAUUCAAGCCCGUCAAGGCGGCUGGCGUUUUCCAUGUGGUCCAUGGGAAAUGCAUGUGCAAGCACAACACGGCAGGGUCCCACUGCCAGCACUGCGCCCCGCUCUACAACGACCAGCCUUGGCAGGCUGCCGACGGCAAAACCGGAGAACCCAAAGAGUGUCAAUCGUGCAAGUGUAACGGGCAUGCCGACACUUGUCAUUUUGACAUGGAUGCGUGGCUGGCAUCGGGCAAUCGCAGCGGCGGCAUCUGCGACAACUGUCAGCACAACACGGAGGGGCAGCACUGCCAGCGCUGCAAGCCGGGCUUCUACCGGGACCUCAGGAAGCCUUUCUCUGCCCCAGAUGCCUGCAAACCUUGCUCCUGCCACCCCCUGGGAUCGGCCGCGCUCCCCUUGGGUCCCCGCACCUUCUGCGACCCCAGCACCGGUGACUGUCCCUGCAAGCCCGGCGUGGCGGGACCCCGCUGCGACCGCUGCCUCCCCGGCUACUGGGGCUUCGGUACCUACGGCUGCCGACCCUGCGACUGCGCCCGUACCUGCGACCCCCGCACCGGCGACUGCCGCAGCAGUGGCUCGGACGUGACCUGGCACAACGAAGCACCUCCUUUCCAGGCGAUGCUCAACGAAAGCGAGCCCGCCUGGGGCUGGGAGGAUGAGCAGGGCUUCUCGGCGCUCCGGCACUCCGGUAAAUGCGAAUGUAAAGAGCAAGUUUUAGGAAAUCGCAAGGUCUUCUGCGGGAUGAAGUACACCUACGUGAUCAAGACGAAGAUCUUGUCAGCUCAUGACAAAGGCUCCCACGCAGAAGUCAAUGUAAAGAUCAAGAAAGUCUUGAAAUCCACAAAGCUGAAGAUCCUCCGGGGCAAGAGGACCCUCUACCCUGAAUCCUGGACUAACAGAGGCUGCACUUGUCCCAUCCUCAAUCCCGGUGCACACAUCACUUGGAAAUCACCGAUCGAAACGUCAACUUCGGUGCUGAGAUGUCCCUUACGUGUGCAGCACUGCAAAUUUCCUUUGGGGGGAAAGGGCUGUCUGCGAGGCUGGAUCACACAGAAAGGUUAUUCAUUGAUGAGGUGUUUGCAGUCUUCUUUCACCUCCACCGGAGUGACCGUCUUUGGCUUUGAAGGCAAGCUGCCGUCAUUGCACAGCUGUAGUCAGGAAGACUUGUCAGGUGCAAGGGCUGGAUGAAUCAGCAGCGUUAGGCAGGACUUUACUGUUUAAGUGCAGUAAGACUUCGCGUGUUGCUAAAACACCAUAAAUCUGUAAUUAAACAGAUACAGCUGUUUUCUUUUUCUGUGGAAAAACAAUGCAAACGCAAGCAAGAAAGCCCAGAUGCCGCUGCCUUAAUAUGAACCUGGAGGAAUGCCGUGGAAGCUGUCAGACACCGAGCGUGCAGGGCAGCCCCGCACUUGACACCCAGCUUUGCGACCCCGCUAACUUCAGAGGAGCUUCACUGCUUUCUCCCAGCGGAGGAAAAGACAGCCGUAAUCACCGAAUCAACGAAGAUCGCUUGAACACCAGCGGAAGAGUGGAGGUGCAAUUGUCUUUAGGGACAAUCCAGGCGUCUGACACAUCAGGUGUUACUCCCUUGCCGGCUCUCAUGAUUUACACUGCAAAGCUUGGUAUUGUCUUGAAAUGCAGCUGCUGGAGUCCAAGGCGUAUAAAUUAAUCUCAGCUUUCAUGUUGGAAAGAAGUUGUGAAGUUUGGUCCUAAUGGGGAACUUGAAAACAUCGAGUGUAUCUUUAAGAUCUAAUCAUUUCACAGGGGAAAAAAAAGGAUCCCAGGUAUUUUUGAAAUCUCAUUAUUUUCUUCAGCUACCACAUUCAUUUCUGAACGGUUGGCAAUACUAUAUUAGCAGAUUUAACCUUCUCUCAGAGUAAGAGCUUCUGAUCUCCAGAUGAAUAAACUGACAACAGCCAGAUAAAAAGCCAAGCUGACAUAAAACAAUUUCCUGAUAUAUAGCUGUAAUAGAAAUCACAUCUCCCAAAAACAUAGAGGAGAUCAAAGAUAAAAAUAAAAGAAAAAAAGACAUGUUUUUAUUCUGUUUCACGGCGCUAAAGGGAUACCAAAAGGAGGGUAGGCUUUUAAAGGCUCUGGCAAGAAAUAAAAACUCCAAGCACUUAUCGAAUCUCCACGGGCUGUUUUCGGAUUAUAAAUGUGCUUAAGUUCUUGUGAGGGGAUAUUCGCUACCCUUGCACACCUUCCCCUCCACACACACCCACAGGGGCAGGUUGGGCUUUUGGGGGGACACUGAGCUGAAAGGUUUAAAAGUUUCUGCCGUCUGCAAGGGAGCAGGAGCCCCUUCCCCUCCUCGGCUCUGCCCAGCCCAGACACAAAUAAGCAGAGAGCUGCCUGCCAGCAACACAGGGCAAAACGCACAGCCUGAAGUCCUGGCUUGUGUCAUCUCAAUCGUUUGAGUCAUUUUAAUUUUACAAUUCUUUAACAUCAGGUUGAAAAUCUAGAAUAUCUAGAAAGCCCUAGCGAAUCAGCAACCGCAGCAAUAUUUGCUUGCUCUCUGAGGGUGCAUGCCACAUUUCUCUCUCAAGGGAGAUAGAUUUAGGAGCCCUUGAAAAGUCGUGUUUGUAGCAGCAGGAUUGAUGUGGCCAAAAUGAAUGUCUUGCAAAGGGCGAUACUGCCGCACACAUAUCCUGUGUUUACUUGGCAGAAGAGAGGAUGCGUGUGCCCAAAAACUCAGAUGAAGUAGAUAACAAAUUGUAUUGAAUUAAAGAAAAACAUGCUUGACCUUUAACUAGGGGACACUCUCCCUUUAUUCUGAACUACAAAAUGAAAACCCAAGAAAACCCGAGCAGAUUCCCCGCUGCAGCCAGGCUGGAGUGGGACGACCGAGAGCGCUGGAGAAGACCCAUCUCCCCCAGGCUAGUUCGUACCACCACGUGGUGCUCCCCAGACCCGUGCAAGGAGGAGGGGGUACAGGGGGGUCUCCUGCUCGCUGUAUCCCAAGCAUGCUGCAGCGGGAUGCUGGCCCUGGCAGGGAGCUCCUCCGGCCGUGGGAGGGCUUAUCCUCCUUGUUAUCCCCAUUUCUGUCACGUUCGUGGCCCAUUUAGGCUGUUGGGAUCCUUGGCAGUGUUUCUUUAGCUAAUUCAAGCCAAAGGCUUCACUCCGUCCCCCCACUUAGCGGUUAUUGCCUGGCUCCAAGUGCAGACCUGGAUGCCUGGGGCGAGCCCUGCAGCAGGGGACCGUGCUCCAGCCCUUUCUGGCGGCUCCUGGACACCAGUCGAGGCUUUGCCAGAUGCUGCUGUCGUGUCCCUAAAACAUCUGGCGGAGGCAGAAAUUAAUGCAGCUCUUCUCAGUGUGACUGCCACCCCCUCGGGCUCUUCUGGGGUGCUCACACCGGCAAAUCUAGUAUUGCCUCUUGUCAGGGUCCCGUGUGCCUUUGCCUGCAAGGGGGCACUGGAUAUUUUGAGCAAGACACCGGCACUAGGUCAUCCUGCAUUGUCAUUACUGGAAUGCGCUGAACUGACCGAUUUCCAGACCCAGGUGUAUUCAGGGAGGGCUGAGGCAGCUUUCUGCCAAAUGAAGGUAACAGCAGUUCCCAAACGAGGUAUAAAAACUUGUAGUACAGCCCCCAGAGUUCAGCUUCUGUUUAUAUUUAGAAACUAAUAAAAUCAAAGUUUGUAUACUGCAUCUCACUGACAGAUGCGCCGCGGGUCGUUUUUCCAGGGAUAUAGAUAGAGGUGUAGAUAUACAGAUAUAUGAGAGAAUCAAUAAGUAUCAAUAUUUUUUUGUAUAAGUGCUUUUUGACAUGGAGCUAGAUAUCCAGGCUGACUUUGCAGUGUCAGUAGGCUUCUUAAGCAUGGUGCUGUGCAGUCCCUGACCGCUUUG